Molecule: messenger RNA, 1408 nt
Organism: Anguilla anguilla (European eel)
Lineage: Eukaryota; Metazoa; Chordata; Actinopteri; Anguilliformes; Anguillidae
Exons: 4
Coding region: 56-1408 (450 amino acids)
Source: RefSeq, a predicted model, not a curated record
UCCCCCUUGCUCUCUCUCUCUUUCAUUCCCUCUCUAAAUACCACCAGUUGAUUAAAUGCCGACCAGAGAGGAGAACACUUUAGAUCACUGCUACAGUACAAUCAACCGUGCCUAUCACGCCGUCCCCCGCGCUGCACUGGGACACUCUGACCACAUCAUAGUCCACCUGAUUCCUGCAUACAGGCAGAAAUUAAAACUCUGCAAACCUGUUGUGAGGACAUCUAAGAAGUGGACCAGUGAAGCUAUGGGGGAUCUUCGCACGUGCUUGGACUGUACUGACUGGGAUGUUUUCAGGACUGCUACCAUCAGUCUGGAUGAGUACACAGAGGCUGUGACAUCAUACAUCAGCUUCUGUGAGGACAGCUGUGUACCAUCACGCACCAGGGUUAUCUACAACAACGACAAACCCUGGUUUACAGCUAAACUCAGACAGCUAAGGCUGGCAAAGGAGGAAGCAUUUAGGAGUGGGGACAAGGACCGGUUUAAAGAGUCUAAAUACAGGUUUAGCAAGGCGGUGAGAGAUGCUAAACGACUGUACUCUGAGAAACUCCAACAGCAGUUCUCAGAAAACAACUCGGCCUCUGUCUGGAAGGGCCUCAGACAGGUCACCAACUACAAACCGAAAGCCCCCCACUCCACUAAUGACUUGCACCUGGCCAACGACCUGAAUGAGUUCUACUGCCGAUUUGAAAGACAAUGGGACAGUCCUGACACCAUCCCCCGUGACCCCAUUCACCAGCUCCAGACCACCAGCUCCUCCUCCCCCAUCUCAGCAGGAGCCCAGGCCUCUCUACAAUCACCCACCUCAGAGGCCCCCUCCCCUAUCACAAUGACAACUCUCUCCCUCCUGGAGAGGGACGUUAACAGACUAUUCAAGAGACAGAACCCCCGCAAAGCAGCUGGACCAGACUCUGUCUCUCCCUCCACCCUGAAGCACUGUGCCGAUCAGCUGUCUCCGGUGUUCACAGACAUUUUUAACACCUCACUGGAGACAUGCCACGUACCAGCCUGCUUCAAGACCUCUACCAUUAUCCCCGUCCCCAAAAAAACAAGGACCGCAGGACUCAAUGACUACAGACCCGUCGCCCUGACCUCUGUUGUAAUGAAGUCUUUUGAGCGCCUUCACCUGGACACUGCAGGAACCUAUGUCAGGAUCCUGUUUGUGGACUUCAGCUCCGCCUUCAAUACCAUCAUCCCGGCUCUACUACAGGACAAGCUCUCCCUGCUGCACGAUGAGUCGGAGGAGUCAGGGGAGUCAGAGGAGUCAGAUGAGUCAGAGGAGUCAGGGGAGUCGGAGGAGUCGGAGGAGUCAGGGGAGUCAGAGGAGUCAGAUGAGUCAGAGGAGUCAGAGGAGUCAGGGGAGUCGGAGGAGUCGGAGGAGUCAGGGGAGUCAGACGAGUCAUGUUAA